Molecule: messenger RNA, 2295 nt
Organism: Marmota flaviventris (yellow-bellied marmot)
Lineage: Eukaryota; Metazoa; Chordata; Mammalia; Rodentia; Sciuridae
Gene: Armh4
Product: armadillo like helical domain containing 4
Source: RefSeq, a predicted model, not a curated record
CAUUUCUCUUUCACUAUGAGCAGACCAAUUGUACUGAGCAUUUUUCUGGCUUUCUGUAGCCUUCUUUUUCUCAACUUUGCCACACAAUGUCUGGCCUUCCCCAAAAUGGAAAGAAGGGAGUUGGUACAUGUUCAUGCAGAAGACUGGCAGCCUGAGAGGAUGAACACAGAUGACCUAGAAAACACCUCCAUUACUCCAAAACAGACUCCUCAACUGGUGUUCUCUGAAGAAGAUCAAAUGGUAGUGUCAACAGGACCAUCAGCAGUGCCAGUAAAUGAAGUACUCUUAUUUAACAAAGAAACCCAUCUCACAGGAACUGGACUCCAGCAGCCUAACAGCCCUGGUCUUUCCACUGUCACUGAACCAGUGGUCCCAGCAGGUGACCAAGUGUUUGGUUCCAGCCAGCUGGAGAAAAUGUCUCCUGAAAGCAGACUUUCCAAGAUCAUGUUAACUGUCCCUAUCACUGAGACUGCUUCACUGAAUACUGGCAAGAAGGAGGAACCCUUUAGCAGUACCAGCAUUCAGCCCAUUGCAGAAGGGACCACAGAAGCAACACCAGGUUUUGUGAAAUAUGUGAACCAUCAACUGUUUACAACUGAAAAUCAGGAUGGAGUUAGUCUCGGGGAUUUACCUUCAUCCCUUAAGAAUGCUAAAGAAAUGCUAACCACCAAUCCAAGAACAGAGAAAUUUGAAGCAGACAUGGAUCAGAGAACCACUUCUUUUCCUGGUGCUGAGUCUGGAAGCCUUCUGCUGGAUGGGGAGAAGCUCCUGCAGAAGACAGCUGAUCAUACCCAGGCUACUGCCACCGAGCACUUGCUGGUGACUUCUGAGUAUGCCCUGAGUGUUGGUUCAGAAACGGAUAGCCUUCUGGGAGCCCCAGAAGUCACAGAAAGUGUCAGCAGAGCUUUUCCAGCUGCCUCUAUCUUAAGUGAUGAGUGGGAUGAUACCAAGCUGGAGAGUGUAAGCCAGAUACGGACCCCAAUGCUGGAAGACAAUACAGACACUCAGGUGAGAAUGGAGCCCUUGCAGACAGAGAGCCAUGAGGGGAUGGAAGAGGGUCAGCCCUUGACAGAGGCUGCAGAAGUGUCUCCGGGGCUGCCUGAAGAGGAAACAGACAUGGGGACAGCCCUGCUAAUAGCGCAGGGGGAGAAGAAGUCACCCACCUUCAUGGAUCAAAGUUCCGUCACUCCCAUAGGUCUGAUGGAAGAUUCCGAAGUUUUCUCUGUGCACAUGUUCCAAAAUAUGGGAGGUUUCGAGGAAUCCACCAAGGAAAACAGUGCCAUGUUUUUGUCAGAGACUACUGUGUCCAUCUCAGAAUAUGAGUCUGAGGCAUAUCAGCUGUUGGGAAAUACAUUGAAAGACAUCAUCACUCAAGAGAUGACAACAGCUACUCAAGAACCAGAAGCCACUUUAUCCCUGGUGACACAAGAGCAGGUGACCAGAGACAGUGAAGAGACUGAGGAAGGCAAGGAGUCCCCCCUUCUUGCCUCUGAUGUACCUGAUGUUACUCAGCUGUCCAGACAAUGGGAGCCUCUGGCCACUACAGUGUCAACCACAGCCAUUCCUUGGUCUCCCAAAGUUACCCCUGCUGCAGAAGACCUAACAGACACAGUCACUGGGCCGAGUGAGGAUCUGGCACUAGUUUUGGGCUCUCUGGUGACACCCCCUGGAAUAAUGGUGGAAGCACCCAGCAUUUCUCCAACCUUUCCUGCUUUGGAGGCAUCAUCUGAGAGAACAGUUCCAUCCGUUAGUGGCACUAAUACAGCUGCCUCAUAUGGCCUGGACCAACUUGAAUCUGAAGAGGGAGAAGAAGAUGAGGAUGAAGAGGAUGAAGAAGAUGAAGAGGAAGAAGAGGAAGAUGAGGAAGAGGAUGAGGAGGAUAAAGAUGCAGACUCCCUGGAUGAGAGCUUUGAUGGCGACUCUGAGGUGCCGAGUUUCACUCUCCCUGGCAUCACAUCCCAGGAACCCGGCUUAGAGCAGGGAAACAUGGACCCACUGGAGGGAGCCACCUACCAGGUGCCCGAUGCCAUUGAGUGGGAACAGCAGAAUCAAGGCCUGGUGAGAAGCUGGAUGGAGAAACUAAAAGAUAAGGCUGGCUACAUGUCUGGGAUGCUGGUUCCUGUAGGAGUGGGGAUAGCUGGAGCCUUGUUCAUCUUGGGGGCACUCUACAGCAUUAAGGUUAUGAAUCGCCAAAGGAGAAAUGGCUUCAAAAGGCAUAAAAGAAAGCAGAGAGAAUUCAACAGCAUGCAAGAUCGAGUAAUGCUCUUAGCUGACAGUUCCGAAGAUGAAUUUUGA